CAGAGAUUCUAUACUUGCUAAUGUCCUCGUUCUGAAGAAGGUUCAGGUAAUUUAAAGAUGCCAGGACUUGAACCAUCAUCUGGUGUGGAAAGAAUUGUGGAAAACAUUGCCAAAUUCCCCCCGGAACUAUUCGCUCAAACAUGUCAGCGGAUCCUAACUCAUCUCCAAGGACAGACCAGGGGAGUGGACACCGCAGAGAUUUCUGACAGGUUCCAAAAUGCAGGAAUCCGACUGGAUCAGGACGCUCUUGAGGAGGUCAUCAGAUUCCUCUUGUUAACUUUCAGGUCUGCUGGGAAGAGCAACCUAUCAGGUGCUGCUCUGGUGUCCAGGCUGGGAGAAGGCUGCAUUAGGUGGCCCCCAGCCAGCCUGCAGGUCCUCCAGCAGCUCUGGAGCGAGCAGGGCGCUCUGGUACACACCCAGCAGGAGGCCCAGGCCAUGCUUGGCAUCGGACAGCUUGUGGACAUGCAGUGGAAGCUAGGGAUGGCGGUGAGCUCGGACACGUGUCGCUCUCUCAACUCCCCCUACGUCUCCUUGCUCCUGAAGCUGGCCAACACGUCAGGACUGAUAACCCAGAGGUCCUUUGAGAUGACAGUGCCACAGUUCCAGAACUUCUACAGACAGUUCAAGGAAAUGGCUGCUGUUCUGGAGACUGUGUGACAGACAAACAGUUCUUUACUCCUGCUGAGGAAUCAUCCUUGUGACAGUGUUGGCUAUGUUUACAUGAUGUAUCAUGAAAUCUCAUAAAUGUGAGAUGGCUUUAUUAAAUAUCUAGUAUAACUGUUUAGUUAAUAACUGAAAAAUGGUUUGUAUGUCAAAAUGUUUCAUUUUCAGUGUUAAUAGUUUCUUUUUUAACAGUAGAUUAUGUGGGUAGGUGUUGGUGACCAACCUACUGAACAUAUGCUAUCUAGCUUCUGUCACAGGCUAAACUGUUUCUGCUUCGCACUGCUGUGUCUUAUUUUGGGGAUAUACUGUACAAAACUGCACUCUGAAAUGUUAAACCUUGUGAUGCAGUUGGAACGCAUAGUUGUGUGUACCUAUUUUGCCAAAUAACUUAUGAGCUGAAUUGAAAUAUUCAAAAUUGUUAUUUUAUUUGAACAUGUUUUUUUCUCUAUUGUUACAUUUGGUGCUGAUCUCUCUUCCUUUGACAUAGGUAAAACUUUAUUUUUCUACGCUUCUUCAUGGGACUUAGUACAGCUUAAUAAAUGAUGUUAUGAGCACAUUAAGGCUCUUCCAUCCCAUAUCCAGAAA
Osmerus eperlanus (European smelt) is the source of this 1248-nucleotide messenger RNA. RefSeq names its product COMM domain containing 6 (gene commd6). The transcript is spliced from 8 exons. The coding region runs from base 58 to 657 and encodes 199 amino acids. The record is from RefSeq and is a predicted model, not a curated record. Lineage: Eukaryota; Metazoa; Chordata; Actinopteri; Osmeriformes; Osmeridae. Gene Ontology annotation, molecular function: NF-kappaB binding.